Messenger RNA from Cladophialophora psammophila CBS 110553, 819 nucleotides. Its product is annotated as HAL protein kinase. Gene Ontology annotation, biological process: protein phosphorylation; intracellular signal transduction. Bases 1 to 819 code for a protein of 272 amino acids. The transcript has 2 exons. NCBI's taxonomy places the organism in Eukaryota, Fungi, Ascomycota, Eurotiomycetes, Chaetothyriales, Herpotrichiellaceae. Gene Ontology annotation, molecular function: ATP binding; protein serine/threonine kinase activity. The record is from RefSeq and is a predicted model, not a curated record.
AUGGGCAUGUUUAUAAGAUGUUUGUUUCACCAUAGCACACUACUUUACGCUGUCGCUCUUUGGCUUAACGCGUUCGCGGUGACUACUACGGCUCUGCCAUCAAGCCUUCGAAGAUAUGGAUCACGGGUUGAAACUAUUGGAAGAGGCUCAACAGCAUCAGUCUAUUUGUGCGAAGCAUCUGAAACUGAGAUAUUUGCAGUCAAAGUCUUUGAUGCGUGGGAUCCGAAAGAACACAGCACCCUCGAAGACUACCGGAAGGAGAUCCUGCGACAGCACUCUAUAACGAAGAGGGUUAGCGACCACGACAGCAUUGUUCAGGUGUUCGAUCUCAAAGAGAAAGAUGAAAUAUGGUUUGAAGUAAUGGAAUAUUACCCUCAGAGUGUCUUCGCCGCUGUUGCUCAAGGAAACUCAUCUGAGGUUGAGUCAGAAUGCUUGUUCAAACAGCUCAUAGGCGCUGUAGCACAUGUACAUCAGCAUGGAUUCGCCCACAGAGACUUGAAACUCGAGAACCUUAUGAUGGAUUCUCAUGGCAAGCUGAAACUGCUGGACUUCGGUCGAGCCGUUCUGGCAUACGACUUCCUCGAACAAAAAGUUCUGCUACAUUAUGAUAUUAUCGGUUCAGAUCCGUACAUGGCCCCUGAGGGUUUUAGAAGCUUAAAAUACGAUCCGAGAAUUGCAGACAUAUGGUCUCUCGCUAUGGUCUAUUACGCCAUGACGUUGAGACAGCUACCAUGGGAGAGACCUCAUGUAUCAGAUGAGGAUUCCAGAGUAUUCGUAAGCUCGCAAACUUCAUCCGUGAGUAGAGUGUCAAUUCUGUGA